Molecule: messenger RNA, 2075 nt
Organism: Cuscuta epithymum
Lineage: Eukaryota; Viridiplantae; Streptophyta; Magnoliopsida; Solanales; Convolvulaceae
Source: the annotation of a GenBank genome assembly
AUUUAGAUCAAUUUCUGUUUUCUUUGUGCAAUGUGACUAUGUGAGCGAGUGGUAACAGGGGUAGUACUAACUUGUGGCUACCAGAGUUGAGCCUUGUAGGAUAGUCUCUCAAGAUAUCAUGGCAAAAGUUCCCUCCAUCGUUUCCACCGCCGUAAACUUCCAAUCCGGCAAAAGCUCUGCCGUUUUCCGGAGAGGUUGUCAUUUUUGCCCAAAAGUAUACAUAAUUCGAUGUAAUAAUGCCAAGAACCAAAGAAACAUCUCAUCCCCUGGAACUGAAAAUAUGGUACUGAAGGUGGCUUGGUAUGGUUCUGAGCUUCUGGGCAUUGUUGCUUCCCUUCUUCGAUCUUCUCCGGCAAGUAGCGAAACUAAAGCUCCAGAAGGAAAAACAGAGCUCGCCUCUGAUGGGUCCGGAGUGGUUGACCGAUCCCUGGUCGUUGAUGCCAUCAAAGAGGACUUCCUGAGAUCCUACUUCGUCACAGGGAACCUGACCAUGGGUGUAUAUGAAUAGGAGUGUGAAUUUGCAGAUCCAGCUGGGUCCUUUAAGGGACUGCGCAGGUUCAAGAGGAACUGCACCAAUUUCGGGUACCUUGUCCGCAAGUCAAACAUGAAACUUGUCAAGUGGGAGGAUUUUGGGGUUAGUUAUAUUUCAUUGCCAUUCUAUAACUUGCAUUAAAAGGUGAAAUCUUCCACCCACAACUCAAACCCACUGAGUAAAUGGGGAUUAAAUCAUGGCGACACAUUUCACCCCACAGACUAAGUCACUAGUUGCUAGGUGCAAGAACCCUCUUCACUUUAAAGGUACCCUCGAUACUGGCUUUGGCAGAGUCAAUGUUGGACUCAUGUACCACAUUUUCAACUUUAGAACUAGAUGAGCUACCCAUGCGAGAGGACUUCUUUUCUAAAAUCUUAAGUGCCCGUUUGAAACUUCAGCAAAUGCAAGAGUUGAGAGAAAGAAAUUAAAUAGAAAUGUAGGAAAGUUUUAGAAUUUAAGAAAGAGUGCAUGUGGCGGUGCAUGGUCAAAAAUAAAAUGUCAGCUUAAACUCUAUAUUUUCUGUUUAUAUUUGAAAAGGUUCAUUCACUUCGUUGAAAUAAAUAGCCUCAACCCGAAAGCCAACAUAAUGCUUUUGGGGUGAUCGGAAAGGGCUAGAUUACACAAACAAUUUCGAUGAAGAUAUGGAAGAUAAGACUUGAACACUAUUUAUUAGGCUCAAGAGUAGUAUACCGGCAAUUACAACACUAAAGUUUAGUCCUACGAUAGUACACACCAAUCCCUUCAAUGGAGCUAUGACAGGGUAUUUAUAAUAGGAGAUGGCAGCCGAGGGGUUGACAUGGCUGUCCCUCAUUGGAUCAGCCAUCCUCUCUCACUAUCUUUCCAAAUCCAUGCAUUAUAUGCUUUUACCAUCAUAUCUAGAUUCCUUCCAAAAUGGAGUGUUGCCCAAAUCAUAGGCUCAUCCUGCUGAUAUAAUGGGCACAGACCACGGUACUGGAUGGACUCGUUGGGUUCAGCCAUUUCUGGCACUUGUGGAGAGUGAUGUAACUGUUCGUGUUCUGGCAUGGUGCAGAGCGGUAUGAGCCAUCUUGAGCAGUAUGGACUGUCUCGAGCAGGUCACAAGAUGUUUGCUCGGGUUCAGUAUAGCUUCACUUAAAUCCACUCAGUUUAGAGAGCGCUCUGUCGUCCAGGAUGGCCCUUCUUGUGGCAUAUCUGGGCCUCCAACAUGUACAGGCUUUCAAGUCCAGUAUAUUAUCUUGGCCGGCACGGGCUCUUGGUGGAUAAAGGGCUCGUUGCUAUGGUGCUGGGCCAAUAUCAUAACACAAUGGUUAUAAUCUAAACGCUUAUUCAAUUUUCUUCUGCAUUUUCAUGGGAAAGGCCAUAUGAGAAGAGAAGUGAUUUCCUUGACAUUGUCUUUUGCCUAUCAUUUUCCGAGUUCCAAUAUAGCCCUUAAGGUUUUGUUGAUGUGCACAGGAAAAGGCUAUUGGACAUUGGCGUUUCAGUUGUGUUUUGGCGUUCCCAUGGAAACCCAUACUUUCAGCUACUGGUUAUACCGAGUAUUACUUCAACAAGGAAUCUGGAAAAG